Solea senegalensis (Senegalese sole) is the source of this 3734-nucleotide messenger RNA. It is a transcript of the gene rhbdl3, whose product is annotated as rhomboid, veinlet-like 3 (Drosophila). The transcript has 10 exons. The coding region runs from base 866 to 2125 and encodes 419 amino acids. Gene Ontology annotation, molecular function: calcium ion binding; serine-type endopeptidase activity. Gene Ontology annotation, cellular component: membrane. NCBI's taxonomy places the organism in Eukaryota, Metazoa, Chordata, Actinopteri, Pleuronectiformes, Soleidae. The record is from RefSeq and is a predicted model, not a curated record.
GCAGGUGAAACUUUGUUUUUACUUUUGUUCAAACAACCUGAUGUGAUGCGUUAGUGUGUCCAUGUAAAUGACGAGGUAAUGAUGAUGCUGUCUCAUCCUCACAUAAAAACCAAAACAGCCAGCUGUUCAGACAGAGACCCAGAAAUCCCCAGAGGGUGAUCCCUCACCACCGCAGGUCUAAAAUCUCUCCCUGCCUCCAUCUCUCCGCCCCACACACACACACACACCGCGCGCGCGCGCACGCACACACACUCCAUCUCUCUCAUUGCCGAAUGAGGACUCAUGCGACCGUGGCAGAUCGAGCCCCAGUGUGUGUCCUGGAGCUGAACCAAGGUUCGGUCGGCGUGUUCCUCAUCCUCCUGCCCGGCUCUGGUUCGCUGGUCUGGCGACUGCUCUCCUUUGCCGCGCUGCGCUGCUUUGCGCUGCGUCGCCGUCGCCAGCGGACAGCGUGCCAGAUAGAUCUGCGCUCUGCUCCUGAUGACUGUCGCGUCUGCGAGAGCGAGAAGAUCCGCGCUCUGCCAGUGCUUCGCAAACUUGGACCGUGUGUGUGUGUGUGUGAGUGAAAUCUCCGUCAGUGCUGAAUAACGACGACGUGUUGGACCAUGAUGUGACUCCACCACAGGACUAAACUGUUACCACAUCAACUUUUUCCUCCAGCAGCGGAGAUUACGGCUUUGACUUGAAGGAAAGUGUGUUGGAAAUACUUUUUUCUUAUUUCUUUUAUUUAUUUAUGAUCCCACUGGAGUGAUUUUACUUCCCAACACACAAGACGAGAUGCGUAAACGAGCACAAUGCCCAACAAUGGGAUUAUAAAGUGCACCAUGUGGAGUCUGUCGGGUCACUCUUGAGGACCGGGGUCCGCUGCAUGCUCUGCGGGUUUAUGGAGACGAGCAGCCCGAGGAUGGCGGCUGGGACCCGGGAGCCGCCGGUGAACUCUUCUCCGGCGGUGGCAGCGAACGCUGAAGGCGAGGAAAUCGAGGUUCUGGAAAGUACCGACGUCCUUCCAGUGGCUCCAGAGGACCAAUGGAAGUCUAUGUUUGACAAGUAUGAUCCAGAGAAUUCGGGUUUCAUCAGUACAGAGCGGUUCAGGGACCUUCUGGCGGCUCACAGCUCUGAGUUGGACCCCCACAAACUGGAAGUUCUUUUGGCCCUCGCCAAUGGCAAUGCUGAUGGAAAGAUCUGCUACCAGGACUUUGUGAACCUGAUGAGUAACAAGCGUUCCAACAGUUUUCGGAGGGCCAUUCUGCAGGGGAGCAGACAGCUCAAAGGCUGCAGUCUCAGAGAUGAGGUCGGCCUGGGUCUCUCUCAGCGGCUGGUUCGACAUGUCGCCUACGAGACGCUGCCCCGCGAGGUCGACCGCAAGUGGUACUUUGACAGCUACACCUACUGUCCCCCUCCAUUGCUCAUUCUGGCCAUCACCAUUGCUGAGGUCGCCGUGUUCAUGUACUACGGGUUCCAGCUGGACCGCUUUGUCCUGCAGGUGUCCAGCCCAUCAUUCCUAAAGAGCCCACUACCGUACCAUCCCCAGCUACGGGCCCAGGCCUGGAGGUAUCUCAGCUACAGUUUCAUGCACACUGGCAUUGAGCACCUCAGCCUGAACAUGGCCAUGCUGCUGCUGGUUGGAGUCCCUCUAGAAAUGGUCCAUGGAGCACUAAGGAUCGGGCUGGUCUAUGUGUGUGGUGUGCUGGCAGGGUCUUUAGCUGUGUCUGUCACAGAUAUGACGGCUCCAGUGGUCGGGUCGUCAGGGGGAGUGUACGCCCUGGUCUCAGCGCACUUGGCUAAUGUUGUAAUGAACUGGUCGGGUAUGAAGUGUCAGUUUAAAUUAUUCCGGAUGGCAAUGGCUCUGGUGUGCAUGAGUGUAGAGUUCGGUCGGGCAGUGUGGUUGCGGUUCUACCCUCCGGCCUUUCCUCCGUGCCCCAACCCCAGCUUUGUAGCUCACCUGGGUGGGGUGGUGGUUGGCCUCACAUUAGGUGUGGUGGUCCUGCAGAACUAUGAGCAACGACUCCAGGAACAGUCCCUUUUUUGGAUCUUUUUCUGUGUCUACACCUUGUUUGUGCUUUGUGCCGUUUUUUGGAACGUUUUUGCCUACAGCUUGCUGGACGUGCGACUGCCCCCGUCACCGUGAGUUGUCUAUAAGAGGCAGACAAGACACUGUAUCCUCUUUAACCCUCCAUUAGUAGUUUUGACCACUUGGCUGGAUGAGUUACCUCACCCUUCAUAUUACAAGCUACAUCGCCAGGUGAUCAGAGUUGUCUAAGAGCCACCUUAUUUCUGCAUCCAGUGCCCUGAUCUGAUAUGCAGAAAGCUUCUCCCCAUUCAGCAUUCAGGUCCAUCUGCUCAUUGUCUUUGUGUCUGUCGGAUGCUUGGCUCGAUAUUAUCAGCCAGUGGGUCUUUUUGUUGACAACACUGUGAUGACAAAUGAGACGUCUUAGAUCGUACACAGGAACAAGCAGGAGCAACUCUGUCUUCACGGUGUAACUUACUCUGCCUCUCCAUCCUCAAUCCAACAGUGCCUACUAAUGGAGACUUCAGCAUGAUAAACAUAUGUAUCAACAUGUGGAGGGUGACAGCAACAAAAUAUGUUCCUAGAAAUCUUGUUGUUUACCUGUGCCCUCUUAAGGAAGAAUAAGGUCAUAGAAUUUAGGCUCAAUUAGGGUUUUGUAACCAUUACAAGUAGCUAAUGAGCCAUAAAUGAGAUAUAAAACUGAUGAAGUUUCUUCUUCACAGAAUGAAGAAGAUCUUGGAAAAAAAACCUUUUUGAAAAUAAGUAUGAAUUUACCUUUGAUGGAAAGUGUAGCUUGCAAUUCAGUGUUGCCUUCAGCAUCUGGCACUGUCUUUUUUGAUUUUUUUUUUUUUUCGUGUGUGUGUGUGUUCAAGGAGUGUGACAAUUCUAACAUUGUACAGAUUAAAAAAAUGAAGCAGAAGUGCCAUUUAUACUUUAAGCUUUCAAAAAUGAUGCCAAAUUAUUGCUAAAAGCACCAGGGGAUGAGCACACCCCUUUGACAAGUGUUACUUUUGUGUCAGCAAAAUUUAUAUAUAUAUAUAUAAAAAAAUGUGCGUAAAGAUUCAGUUAAACAAAGCAGAAAUGUCUUAUGAGCUCUAAAAAGCUGUUUUUGGAAAGCCAAGUAUUGCAGUUAAAGUCUGGUAAUGUUGUUGUCCCCUCUGGACAUUUACACUAAUGUUUAUUGUGGUUGAAAAGUGCAAAGAAGAGACAGAUGUUUAUUUACUGAUCGGUAAUGUGGUGAAAUUAAGAAAAAUGUGAUUAAAAAAAAAAAAAAACAUUCACCAGUGGUGGGCAGCUGGACCUCUUUGAAGAAACCAUGUAUUUUUUUGCUGUUACCAAAACAUAGAAGAGCACACAUGCCUGACCUCGACUACAUCCGGGCUGGGGUCCUUUCACUCUCAGUUCAGGAGUCAAAUCAAUGCUCUCUCAUUAGUUCCUGUCACAACCUAAAUUGUUAAUUGAUUGAAUUGGGAUAGAAAGCGACCACAGCCCUGAGUCUCAAACUAAACUGUACUGUUAACCUCAUGCAACACUGAUACCUGCUUAGCAUUAUUAUAAUGUGAUUAAAUAGAGAUGAAUUAUUUUAACAUGAAUUCACUGAUUUUAUUUUUUCUUGGUGAUGUUGUUUGUGUUGUAGAAAAUGUUUGGUUGGUCUGUCUUGUGACAUGUUAGCUAUAUCCUAUGUGUAUUCUAUUUAAAGACAAACGGUUCUAAAGAUGGUCUGGGAUUG